This is a messenger RNA of Coffea arabica (coffee), 1615 nucleotides long. Its product is annotated as phospholipase A1-IIdelta. Gene Ontology annotation, molecular function: glycerophospholipid phospholipase A1 activity. Lineage: Eukaryota; Viridiplantae; Streptophyta; Magnoliopsida; Gentianales; Rubiaceae. The record is from RefSeq and is a predicted model, not a curated record. Gene Ontology annotation, biological process: lipid metabolic process.
CCAUGGUUUUACAUAUCCUAAUUGCCUUAAAAUAUUUAACCGAAUUUUCAACAUCACAAUUCACAUAUCCAUGGCUUUACAUAUCCUAAGAGCCUAAAAACAGUUGCCUAUCCAAUUCCAACCUCAAAUCAGAUCUCACAUAACCAUUCUCAAACUUGAGCCUUUCCCAUAUUGAAAGUUGAAACUUUCUUCAAUUCUUCUUCUUAUAUUAAUUGCCCCAUGGCAACAACAGCAGGAACAGAACCAACAUGGCCUGAACUGCUUGGGAGCAACAACUGGGAAGGGCUGUUAGACCCCUUAGAUCUGAGCCUCCGGAAACUGAUCCUCCGGUGCGGCGACUUCUGCCAAGCAACGUAUGAUUCCUUCGUCAAUGAUGCAAACUCCAAGUUUGCAGGCAGCAGCCGCUACGGAAAGAAAUCAUUCUUCCAAAAAGUCAUGCUGGAAAAUGCAUCAGAUUAUCAAGUCUACUGCUUCCUCUACGCCACAGCUCAAAUCGGCGUUCCAGAAGCCAUCCUCCUCCACUCCCGCUCUCGUGAAGCAUGGGAUCGUGAGUCCAAUUGGAUUGGUUACAUUGCUACUACCACCGAUGAAGUUAGCAAAUCUUUAGGCCGCCGUGAAAUCUACGUUGCCUGGCGGGGCACGUCCAGAGAUUAUGAAUGGAUAGACGUUUUCAGUGCUCGGCCUGAAUCAGCUGAUCAGCUUUUUAAGCCAAAAUCUUGGGACAAGAAGGUUGAAGCAAAUGAAGACGACAGCGAUGAAGAUGAGGAGGAGAAAGCGACUAAAGUUAUGUAUGGUUGGCUAACUAUUUAUGUUUCUGAAGAUCCCAAAUCUUCUUUUACAAAAACAAGUGCAAGAAAACAGCUUCUGUCAAAAAUGAAAACAUUGAUUGAGCAGUACAAAGAUGAAAAGCUCAGCAUAACAUUCACUGGGCACAGUCUUGGUGCAGCUUUAUCAAUUUUAUCAGCUUUUGAUCUCGUGGAAAAUGGGGUGACUGAUAUUCCGGUAUCAGCCAUUGUUUUUGGGAGUCCGCAAGUUGGGAAUAAGGCUUUCAAUGACAGGGUUCUUGAAUUCCCAAAUCUGAAAAUUUUGCAUGUUAAAAACAAGAUUGAUUUGAUUCCACUGUACCCCAGUGGCUUGCUUGGCUAUGUUAAUACAGGGACUCUUUUGGAGAUUGAUACAAGGAAAUCACCACACUUGAAGGACUCCAAAAACCCAAGUGAUUGGCACAAUUUGCAGGCAAUAUUGCAUGUUGUAAAUGGUUGGAAUGGGAGUAAAGGAGAGUUUGAGCUGAAGGUGAAGAGAAGUUUAGCUCUGGUGAACAAGUCUAGCGCAUUCUUGAAAGAAGACUAUUUGGUUCCUGAGACAUGGUGGGUUGAGAAGAACAAAGGGAUGGUAAUAGAUGAGAAUGGAGAUUGGAUUUUGGCACCACUUGCAGAUGAGGACCUACCAGUUCCUGAGGAUUAAUGGUGAUUUUGAUGUCUUUUGACAUUGUUUAUUAAUUAUCCUAUGUUAUGGGUUGUAACAGUGCUAGUCAUGAUUUCCAUCUUGUAUCUUCUUUUUAUCAGAAUCUUUAGUUAGAUUGCAUGAAUAAAGUGGGAUUGCUUUCAUCUUCCAA